Ceratotherium simum simum (southern white rhinoceros) is the source of this 2041-nucleotide messenger RNA. It is a transcript of the gene CBLN1, whose product is annotated as cerebellin 1 precursor. Gene Ontology annotation, biological process: maintenance of synapse structure. The record is from RefSeq and is a predicted model, not a curated record. Gene Ontology annotation, cellular component: glutamatergic synapse; synaptic cleft. Gene Ontology annotation, molecular function: protein binding. NCBI's taxonomy places the organism in Eukaryota, Metazoa, Chordata, Mammalia, Perissodactyla, Rhinocerotidae.
GCUGGGGGCAGCGUGGCUGGCGGGCCCAGCCCGCGGGCAGAAUGAGACGGAGCCCAUCGUGCUGGAGGGCAAGUGCUUGGUGGUGUGCGACUCCAACCCCACGUCCGACCCCACGGGCACGGCUCUGGGCAUCUCCGUGCGCUCCGGCAGCGCCAAGGUGGCUUUCUCUGCCAUCAGGAGCACCAACCACGAGCCGUCCGAGAUGAGUAACCGCACCAUGAUCAUCUACUUCGACCAGGUACUAGUGAACAUCGGGAACAACUUUGAUUCAGAACGCAGCACUUUCAUCGCCCCGCGCAAAGGGAUCUACAGUUUUAACUUCCACGUGGUAAAAGUCUACAACAGACAGACCAUCCAGGUGAGCCUCAUGUUAAACGGGUGGCCGGUGAUUUCAGCCUUCGCUGGUGACCAGGACGUGACCCGGGAGGCCGCCAGCAACGGAGUCCUGAUCCAGAUGGAGAAAGGCGACCGAGCAUACCUCAAGCUGGAGCGAGGGAACUUGAUGGGGGGUUGGAAGUACUCGACCUUCUCGGGAUUCCUCGUGUUUCCCCUCUGACUGGCUCAUCGCAGGAAUGGAGGCAGGGAGAGGGCGAAGGCAGGAGGAAGGCAGGAGGGGGAAUGAGAAAGAGGCUGAAAUUUAGAGGACGACAAGGCGGCACGACUUGAAAUUUCCUACACGUUCCCCAGCUGUAUCCGGGUAAAAGUGCGCGCCGGCGGGCGGUUGGACAACUUCGUCCGUUUCCUCGUUACAAGUCAAUUCCGCUUAGCUCUGCGCACUCCCCUUUCCGAAAAUUAACUCACCUCCCCCAUUCCAGUCGCAGUAAUGAAGGAAGAGAGACUGCCUUGUCAUUGUUUCUUUCCCCCAUGUUCAUGUUCCCUACAAUUUAUAUAAAAGAAAUUUUGUAUUUCACUGUAUAAUGUGAAAUAUCUUCCUCCUCAGUUCCCCUCUGAAUCUUUCCACCUGCUGAAAUCUAAUAUGCCCAUCCCCCUUUUUUUUAGUUUGGAGAGGGUGUAAGUUUUUUUUUUUUUUUUUUGGAUGGGGGAGGUAGUUUUAAUUUGGCAAGUAUUGCUCUUCUUAAAACACUGCUCCAGAGUUAAUUAGCUGAAGAUACUUUGUGUCUUCGGCUGCUUGCUAGCAGAGAAAAGGACUCACCUUAGUGGUGACUGGUUUAACAUUAUAUAUAUAAAUAAAUAUCAUUUGUACACAAAGAACUCUUCCCAGUGGAAACUGGCCGUAUUUCCGUAUUUCUAUGUCCUAUUCGGAGUGAUCGUGAAAUCUAAGGCUGCUUGGUGUCUGAUGCUUGUCCCUGCCCCCGUGUUCUGUGGCUCCACCAAACGCCAGGAGGCUCUUCCGGACGCUUCCUCGUCGUCUGUAACAUACGUGUCAAUAGCCAAGAUUUAAUUUUGCUUUAAUCCAAUAAAGUUGAAGUGGGACUUUUAUUUUUCUGAAACAUCUCUCUAAACUCCGCAUCUUCCCUGGCUGCGAGGUUUGCGGGCGGGGUGCGGAAGGGUGAGGUUCAGAGGUGCCGGAGACUUGGUAGAACGUGACCUGAGCGAGAGAGGCCGGGGCGCGAGGGCUUCCCCGCGAAGCCGGCUGCGCUCCUUCCUGCGCCAGGCCCAGAGCCAGCUCUGUGUUCGUCUGUGCUCCCUGCUUUGGCGCAAACGUAAGAAAUUUUGGCCGAAAUCUUGCUAGGCCAGGCACGGCCGCCCGCCUGGAAGUGAAGUUUGGGUUUUUCGAAGUCCAAAUGCAUCAGGAAUACGUAGUCCCAAUUAGAGGAGCCGAAACCAGCCUGCCCUGAGCGGCACGCUUCCCACGCCUUUGCCCUGGAUUUCCCCCACCGGCCGCUCCACAGUUCCCGAAGCAGCAUAUGUUUUCUAUCACCGCCUCUCAAUCCGGAGUCCGCCCACCGUGUCACCCGGGGGACCCAGGACCUGUGAUUGCGCUCGUCGCAGGACUUUUAUUCAAGAGGUUCGUCCAGGAGUUUUGAUUGUAUCGGAACGUAAUGUGAAAACAAAAUUGAAAUAAACGACUUCGUUUUAA